UUUCCGAUUUUCGACAAAUCGAUAUUUCGCCAGUUCCCAGUUGUGUUUGUUAUUAAUUUCACAAGAUUACUAAAAUAUUUCAUUGUAAAUUGCAUAGUUACUACAUAACAUAAUGUUGCUAUCUAGACAUAAGAUCAUAUUUCAGAAUCAAGCAUUCAAUAUCUUUCGCCGUCUUUUUUCAACUGAUAAGAAAGAUUUUGGACUCGAUGUUGGGGGAAGAAUUUCUGGCAAGCCUCUCUAUUUGGAUGCACAAGCUACAACUCCUUUAGACCCAAGGGUGUUGGAUGCUAUGCUCCCCUAUAUGACAGCAAGCUAUGGCAACCCUCAUUCCAGAAGUCAUGCCUAUGGUUGGGAGAGUGAGAAAGCUGUCGAGGACGCACGCAAGGAAGUAGCAGAUCUAAUAGGAAGCGAUCCUAAGGAAAUAAUUUUCACAUCUGGAGCAACCGAAUCGAAUAAUAUUGCUGUCAAAGGUGUAGGAAGGUUCUAUGCUAGCAAAAAGAAGCAUAUCAUCACAACGCAAACUGAGCACAAAUGUGUGUUGGACUCAUGCAGAGCUCUAGAAGGAGAAGGAUUCAAAGUUACCUAUUUGCCGGUUGAUAAUACAGGCAUUGUGAGUCUAGAAGAUUUAGAUAAGGCGAUUACAGAUAACACAUCACUGGUCUCAAUUAUGACUGUCAAUAAUGAGAUAGGAGUGAAACAGCCCGUCAAAGAAAUAGGUGCAUUGUGCAAGUCAAGGAAAGUGUUUUUUCACACGGAUGCUGCCCAGGCCAUUGGCAAAGUGCCCAUUGACGUCAAUGAACUGAACAUCGAUUUGAUGUCCAUCAGUGGACACAAGAUCUACGGCCCUAAAGGCAUAGGCGCAUUGUACGUGCGAAGGAGGCCGCGCGUGCGCGUGGAACCGCUGCAGAGCGGCGGCGGCCAGGAGCGAGGCCUGCGCAGUGGCACUCUAGCCACGCCCCUCGCCGUCGGCCUGGGCGUGGCCUGCGCUGUGGCAAAGGCCGAGAUGCAGCGAGACCACGCCCACAUGCAGCGAUUGGCCGACAGGCUGGUGCAGCGUGUGAUGACCGGCCUCACGCAUGUCGUGCGCAACGGUCAUCCCCAACACACCUACCCCGGCUGUGUCAACUUGUCUUUCGCGUUUGUCGAAGGCGAAUCACUGCUGAUGGCUCUGAAGGACAUUGCCCUGUCGAGUGGCAGUGCUUGUACGUCGGCCUCACUGGAACCCUCAUAUGUGCUGCGGGCUAUUGGAGCCGACGAAGACCUUGCGCACUCAUCCAUCAGGUUUGGUUUCGGAAGAUUCACAACUGUCGAAGAAGUUGAUUACACAGUUGAGAAAUGCAUUAAACAUGUGAAACAAUUGAGAGAAAUGAGUCCUCUAUGGGAGAUGGCACAAGAAGGAAUCGAUUUGAAGUCAAUCAAGUGGUCUCAGCAUUAAUUUUAGUGAGAUUGUGGUCUUGGAAAUGAUGAGAGAAGAAAUUUCAAUGAAUCGUCUCUUGGUAAUGCUACAAAAUUUUUCUAUAAGUUUCAACAGGAAUUAUACUAGACCCCAUCGUUUGACAGGUUUGUUCUAUAAAAUGUUCAAUGUUAUAUCCAAAUUUGUUUCCUUCAUUUCUAUGUUGAACUACAUUGAAGUUAGAGAUAAUUUUUUUGUAUAUAGUCUGUAAUUGAAUAAUUUAUAUAUGCUGGUAAAACGGGGGUAUGUUGUUUUAAAUUUGUAAAGCUGCGUUUACACCAAAGUUAUUAACAAAAUGUUUAUUUGUCCGUCCUUAUAGAUUCUAUUAGAUUAAACGGAGCUUGACAAACACAUAUGCACAUCAUGUGUGUGAUAAGUUAUGUUCAAUCUAAUAGAAUUUAUAAGGACGGACAAAUGAACAUUUUGUUGAUAACUUUGGUGUAAACGCAGCUUUAGAAUAAUUCUUGCCGUAAGUAAGCAAAAACGUUGUUAGGCUACCAACAAGAAUUUAGUUUUCAACCGAGUGUUAUUUCACCCGAUUUUGUAUCCUAAUUUCAAUGUACUAUUCAUUUUAUUGUAGAAUAAAGACAAGAGUUUGUAAGAGCCUGUGAUAUAGCAGUAAUGAAUGUAUUUGUUGCAUCAAUGUUCGAAUUAAAUACAAUUCAUCAUAA
Messenger RNA from Nilaparvata lugens (brown planthopper), 2124 nucleotides. It is a transcript of the gene Nfs1, whose product is annotated as cysteine desulfurase, mitochondrial. NCBI's taxonomy places the organism in Eukaryota, Metazoa, Arthropoda, Insecta, Hemiptera, Delphacidae. Gene Ontology annotation, biological process: [2Fe-2S] cluster assembly. The record is from RefSeq and is a predicted model, not a curated record. The transcript has 10 exons. Gene Ontology annotation, molecular function: cysteine desulfurase activity; pyridoxal phosphate binding. Gene Ontology annotation, cellular component: mitochondrion; nucleus; cytosol. The coding region runs from base 113 to 1435 and encodes 440 amino acids.